GUCUUCAUUUGAGCUCCUCCUCGGCAAGGGAUGCCAAGGCCACCCUCUUCGUGGGCAAUGUCCCAUACGACGCAGAGGAGGCCGACCUUCACGAGGUGCUGGGUGUUGCAGGGCCGCUGGCGGAGGUGCGCCUGAUGCGGAAGGGCAUGGCGUUCGUUGACUUUGUGAACCCGGAGGACGCCACGAAGGCGGUCACAGAGUUGCAAGGCUGCGCUUGCCUGGGGGCGCCCUUACGCCUGGAAAGUGAAAGUCAUGACAACCGGCAGGGCCCCCUCUUCCGCGCGCCGCGGCGGGAGCCGCAGCACUCGGCCUGGGCUCAGCAGCCCGGCUCCGGGCGGCCAAAGGGAGCUCGACGGCACGGGCCGGAUCCCCGGGGAAAGCUCUUCCUGGGCAACGUGGCGGCCGACACCACGGAGGAAAACCUGCGCGAAGUCUUCAACGAUCACAACGUCACGGAGGUCUCUUUACACCGCAAGCCGGGCACGGAGAGAAUCAGCUACGCCUUCGAGUGUGGUUCAGCUCCGCCGAAGAGGCGGAGCAGGCGCUCAAGCUGA
This is a messenger RNA of Effrenium voratum, 554 nucleotides long. The record is from the annotation of a GenBank genome assembly. Lineage: Eukaryota; Dinophyceae; Suessiales; Symbiodiniaceae.